GUAAUGAAUUUUUUGGAUAUUAAAUUCGAGAAAGGAGGUGGGAAGCCAUGACGGAACCGAAAAGGGGCAUAUCCGGAGCGGGGCCCGAGGGGAGUAUUUCUUUUCCGUUUACGGCAAGAAAAGAUCCGGUGGGCCAAAAAACCGCUCGCUUUAGAGAAGAAAAAACCUAGGGUUUCAUCUAGAACCCCGUCCACGUUUUUCUUGUAAAGAAUCAACUCCGGAAUCCUCUUGGAAUCGCUCCCUUUCCUUCUUCCAGCUUUGGAGAGGAGCUGUUCAAUCGACUCUUAGAGCCCUCAUCUUGCCGGUAUUUUGAUCCUUCCGCAGCCAUUAGGCUCCGAAACGUAGCCAGAUUAGACAAGAAAUGUUGAUUAAUCGGUCUUUUUUUCUCAUCUUUUCUUCUAUCUUAUUCAGUUAGAUUAUUGUUGUCUUCGAAGAUUUUAAUCUGGAUCUAUUUGCAUGCUCUUUAAGAUUUUGGUUGUAUGUAUAUUGUCGAUCUUGUUUUGAUUCUGAAGUAGUAUUUUUCACUCGAAGAGUUGAAUAGGUUGAAGCUUCGGUUCUGAUAUACGAGUUAUUUCUUGAUUCUUGAAUUGCGUGGUCUAAAGAUUUUUUUGAAGUAAUCGAAUGUACACCAAGAAUGAUGUGCUGAGGGGUUUAAUAGAUUGAAUCUUUGGUUUGUGAGGGUUGGGUUAUUGUGGGUUUUCUUGAAUAGCUUAUCCUGGAGUUAUGAAGUAAUGAGAUGGUCGUUGAGAAGUUUUUGGAUUUUAAAAGGACUUGGCUGGAAGGUGUUCGGUGAAUUGGUUAGCUGUUAUAUAAAUCUUAAAAAGGUUCUCAAAUAUAUGUAGAGGGUGCUGCAAUUUGCAUUGGGACUGACAUUGCAUUUAAUUAGACAUUGGAAUGUAUAUAAGAUAAGGAGGGACCGAGAGAUACGCUUCUCCGUGCCUUAUGGUUUCCAAGGGGAAGGACAGGGAAGAGAGGAGGAUAGAAAUGUAGCCUGUGGUAGGUGAGUGAAAGAAUAUCUGAAAGCUAGUAUGAGAAAAUCUUUGGCAUGAUUUAAUGUGAAUUCCGAGGUUAUGCCUCUUUUAGUGUUACAAACAAGAGAGAGGACCUCUUGAUUUUUCCAACAGGCAAAAUCUGUAUUAGGUGAAUUGCAACCGGUGCAAACUAGGAUAUGCCUUAGCUUGCUGGCCUUAUCUCAUCUAUAUGACGAGCCUUUUGUAAAUCACAGUACAGUGAAUUUGAUGCCCAUUUUGUCAGUUAUUACUUCAUGCUAAUCCUUUUAAUGGUUGUGCCAAAUUUUCAUCUGAGGCACGAUUAGGCCAGAGGAUGGUCUGGCAAGAGUUUUGCUAGACUGAUGUGUUAGUUUGAGGACCCUUGAUUUUUGGUUGCACAUUUUAAGCUAAUGGUUUAAACAGCAGUCCUUCAAGAUUUUCGGUCGCUUGGAAAAGGUCUUGGCAAGAGGGAAUCAGCAAGAUUGAUGUUGAGAACUACAUAACAGAUGUGACAACUUCACCAUGCUCUCCUUUUUUGUUCAUUUUUCCCAAAUAAAUGAUGUUCUUAAGCAUUAGCUUAGGCUGGAAGGUUGCAGCGAUUGGGGCAUUGCUUUUUAUUCACUCAAAGAAGUUCAUUAAUUGCUUCCAGAAGGUUGAAGCUUCCCUCAAAUAUGGGAGAUUAUAGAGGAAAACUUAGGAGAGGCAAUGCAAUUGAGGAAUACUUACAUGGAAAAGGUGUCAUUUGUUUGCAUGCAUUUUCAGACUUGUCACACAUUUCACCAGCAACAUUUGUCUAUCUUCUGAAGGAAUGUUACAUAUGUGGCACGCACAAAGCAACUCGCAAGUUUCGAGUUCUUCAGCAGCAAGUUUCACGAGCCCUGUAUCAUGGACCUCAACCUGGACCAUUCACUUUUAUCAUUCAAUGCCUUUAUAUUGUUUCUUUACUGGGACCUAAUCAUGCUGAUGGGUUCAGUCACAUGCUGAUUUCCUCUCUUCGGAAUAUAAGAACACUGAAAUCCGUGCUAGAAGAUUUUUCUGAAGCAAAGCACCUUGUUGUAAAGCUAUUUCUCGAUAAAUUUGCUUGUGCUAUCACUGAUGAUGAGAGUAUAGUUGUAAAGUUGUUGGAGGAAUUUGAUGUUGAGUUGAAAGAUAUUGGAGAUGCCAUAUGUGGUUCAGAGUUGAAUAAUGGAUGCUUAGACCGGGCAGAGGCAUAUGCUAAACAAUUUAUCUCUGGUUUAAUAGAAUCAAAGUCAUAUAUGGCUGCUGUAAAGCUGUCAGAACGAUUUUCCAUUCAACAUUCUGGGGAGUCUUUUCUUGUAAAAAUGAUGCAAUGCAAUCAAUUUGGAACAGCAGAAAGAUGGGCUACUUUUAUGGGGAAGCCAAUGAUAUGUUUACUGGUCCAAAAAUAUUUGGACAUGAAUUUGCUGAAGCUUGCUUAUGACUUGGUAAAAGGUAAUAAUCUCAUGCAGGAGUUUCCAGAUGUGUCCCAUUUAUAUAAAGAAAGUUCAUUAAGAAAACUGGCCGAAAGAGGGUGUUGGGAUGUUGCAGAACAGAGGGCAAACAAUGACAGGGAACUUUUAGAGUUCCUGGUAUAUCUGGCCAUGGAAGCUGGGUACAUGGAGAAGGUUGAUGAAUUGUGUGAGCGUUACAACCUUGAUGGUUUCACUAAAGUGGUUUCGGGGCCUGGGGAAAGCUCUUAUGGGGUGUAUUAUUUGGAUCUGAAGAAAUUGAAUAUGGAUGAUAUCAUAUGGGUUGAUAACAUUGAUGGACUCUUAACCGCUAGGAACUAUAUCGAGGAAUGUAAAAUUGUUGGCAUAGAUUGUGAAUGGAAACCUAAUUAUGAGAGAGGCAGCAGACCCAACAGGGUGUCUAUCAUGCAGAUUGCUUCAGAAGUCCGAGUUUUCAUCUUUGAUUUGAUUAAGUUAUAUGAAGAUGAACCAGAAGCAUUAGGCAGUUGCUUGAGGCGCAUUUUGUGCUCUUCAAACAUACUAAAGCUUGGCUACAACUUGCAAUGUGAUCUCAAUCAGUUGUCAUAUUCUUAUGGCAACUUGGAGUGCUUUGAUUCCUACAUCAUGCUUCUUGAUAUUCAAAAACUGUUCAAGGAACCUAAAGGUGGUUUAUCUGGGUUAGCAAAGAAAAUAUUAGGAGCUGGUCUGAAUAAAACAAGACGUAACAGCAAUUGGGAGCAACGGCCUUUAAGUGAGAAUCAGAAAGAGUAUGCUGCUCUUGAUGCUGCUGUCCUUGUUCGUAUAUUCCAUCAUGUCCGUCAGCAGCCUCAGUCGGGUGCUAACAAGGAGUGGUGCAAAAUUGAAUGGAAAUCUCACAUUGAAUCGCGCAUUAGUAGAAGAAGGCCUACAAACACAUCUUAAAUUAGUGCAGAAUAUGGCAAUAGUGUCACCUACCAAUCCAUUUCGAGGUUACUGUUUCUUACCUCUGCACCAGAAUUUAUCUGUUGCAUAGCUUAUUAUACAUAUCUGGUCAUCAAACACCACCUCACAUUCUGUUGCUAUUGCUGGUCAGUGGUCACCCAUGCGUAUAAUUGUUACUGUACAUAGAUAAAGUUACUAAUAGAAAUGUUGAUCAUAUUACACCUCUUGUUCAAAUUGUUCCUUCAGUUAGUAGACUCUGCCUUAGCUUCAGUAGAUAUUGAUUUGCCUUCACUAUCCAUUCAAGAAGUAUUCUCAUGCUUGAUGCAGAUGCAACUCAGUCUGUGUCCUGGAGCCUGGACCUGUACUGCUCAGGUUCUUCUGGUUAAUCAUUACUCAAAAAUUUGUCUCACUGAAAAGUUAUAGAUUUUUGUGGUGCUGAACAAUGACAAUGUGGUCAGAUGGACCAUAGAAGUGAGCAUAUGCCUUUCUUGGUAACCGGUCACUCUGGGUACCGUUUGGCUACUUUCUGGCUAAUGAGUCUCAAUAUCGGUCAUUGUGAUAGUUAAAUGAAUUAACCGUCUGUGUAGCCUGUAGCCCGUACAUAUAUAUUCAGUUGAUAUUGUGCAUGAAUAUUGAAACCUUUGCCGACUCUGGUUUGUGAUCCUAUUACGAGUAGAGCUCUUUGUUAGUUGGGAAUUAUGAUAACUUCUGGGAUAUGUUGGAAAGGUUCAACAAUUACAUAUUUACAACUGGUUAUACUGUCUGUUAGUUUUAUAGACGUGAAAUCAAAAAGAAGCCCCAUUGAUGAUAUCAGAUGUUUGGAGAAGAUAUGGCUGUUAGUUUUAUUGACAUGAAAUAAAAAAGAAGCCCCAUUGAUGAUAUCAGAUGUUUGGAGAAGAUAUGGCUGGUUAUAUCCUGAUAAUAUCUGCUUUGUUUCUAAAUUUUAGUUCACGGACAGAGGAAAAUAAAGUUGGAAGGAUGUAUCAUGCUUUCAAUUCUUUCCAUUUUUUCUACUAAGCUUUGCCCCAGGCUGGUAUCUCAUUUGAAAAAAUGUGCUCAGUCAUCUCCUGUGGUUGGUCUAUUAACCGCCAUCUGAUUCAGUGUGGCUCUCGUUGGUAAUCUUACAUAGGGGAUGAACAUUUAGGCAGAGGGUACACUUGAGGGUUUAACACGCCCACUCUUAGAAAAAGACAUUUCCACAGAAAUGGAGAUUCAACUUAUUAAUAACCUUAAUAUCCCAUAUUUCUUUCCAGCUGCUUCAUAAAUGUAUAUUCAAUGCAUCUUGUGUUAUAGGCAGAAAUCUUUGGGCUGUUUUUGCCAUAAUUUUCUAAGAGAUGUUGCAAGGACAAAAAAUGCAUCCCUUCCACCUUCAAAUGGAAUGCUCUUCACCUCUCGUCUCCUUUUCCAUAUUUUCCUAAUACGACCUUGUUUCCAUUUUCAACUUUGCCAUCAUCUUACUUAUUUACCUUCUAUAUAUUGACCCUCUCUCUAUCAUCAACUCUUUGUUGCAAACUCUCAUAUAUUUCUUUGCAUUUUUUCUGUUGUCCAAGAAAAAACCCUUGUUUUGCUAUUUGUCCACCAUUUACGAAUGAUUUCUUGUAAUAUAUGGGAUCCUCUCAGGGAGAAAAGGGAGACAUUUUUUCAAUCUACUCAACUCCGACUUUCAUAGAAAAUAAAAAUAAAACAAUGUUAAUUCAAGAGUAUGGUUCUCAGCCCUUGUUCUUUUAUUAAAUGAAUAAAAUCGUUACACAUGUCCAAUAUUUAUACUAGUAAGGUCUGUCAUUUUUAUUUGGGUCGGAUUCUUCAUCUAGUUAAAGAGGUUACAAUUUUCUGGCUAGCAGAAAAUCACAUUAAAACUAAAAUUAUCGUGGAGUUAGAUCUUGACUCUUACAUCAAUUAUCUUUUGUUGCAUCGCUUAAUUUCUCUUGGAUUAGAAGACGUGUCCGAUUAAAGUUUUACAUGUAAAGGAAACUUGUACUUUGUUCGGCUCAUCUUGCGAUGAAAAUGUUGUUCAACCCCUAUCAUCGGGAUACGACAAACCCCUAGGGGGUGGUGGCACCCCUGUAGUACUCAUCGAGAGUUUUUUUUCUAAGUUUUGUUUUGGCGCUUGAUAGACUGAAAACAGACAUAAAGUUAUGGCCUCCAAAAGCUGUGGUUUGUGAUUGAGUUUUGGAUAUGAUGGAUCUUGCUCCAGAUCCUGUCCAUACCUACCCAAUGUGGCCAUAGUGGUCCAUAGCGAGUGAUCCUCGUGUAUCAAUAUAUAGCAAGCAUUAAGUAUGAAUAUGUCACUUUGUAGAACAUAUGGAAGAAUCGGAAUAAGAAAUUUUGAGGGGAAGAACUUGGAAAAAAGCUCCAUGCUUAUGCUAAUUUGUAGCCAAAACAGAGAACCUCCAGAGGUUGAUCCGGAGGAAGUGAUUGUUAAAAUCAACCAAAGUUGCAAAAGGCAGAUUUCUAGGCAAAGAAAGGGUCAUGAUGCAUGGAUCAAAGAAAUAUCUUUAAAACUAAAAGCCAAACCAAGGAAUCUCAAGGUAUAUGGGAAUAGUAGUAAUAGUUACUGCAGAGUGAAAGAGAUGAAGAAGGAAACUGGACAUAUCUUAAAAGUCAAAAGAUUAUAUGAUGAUUUAAUUUAGCAUCUAAAUUGCAUGUGAUGGUUGGGUGUUCAGAAAUCCCAUAUGGGACUAAUUCUUAAGGUUGCUUUUAGUUGCGGAAUGAGGUAAGCCAGUGUAAAUAGUUAACCUACUCCUAACCUGCUUUACAUAGGUGUAAACUACCACACCCUAUAUGGGUGGAAAGGUAGCUUUACCAACUUUUUAAAUUGUACGCUCUUCCCUAAGAAUCAAUAAUUUCGGGUGUUCGGUAGGUUAAAGUGGAAUAGAUGGGUUAAAGGGCCUUUUUCCAUUUAACCUUCUUUUAACCCUGAAUAAAACAAGCUUAAGUGCUUAACCAAUUAAAGGAAAAUUAAACUGGUGUGUAUUGUUUCAAAAAACAGCUUCUUCACAUAAGUUAAUAUCAUUCUACUUUGAAAGACUAGAUGGAAUCAUAUUCAUAGCAGCAUGAGUGGAGCUUGGAACUUACAGAAUAUAAGUGACAAGACUGCUAGAUAACCCAUAAAUGCUUUAUUUUUUAGGAAUUUAUAAAAGUUCAAAUGGCUAAAAAGGAUGUAUGUUUUUCUCCUCAGAUUAUUUUCUUCUUCUUUGUCUUCACCAAAAAUUAUCUAUUUUUCAUCCUAAAAUUAUGAGCAACUUGUUGAUCUCUCCUGUUCCCUACUUGUUUUAGAUGUUUUCCAUGUUGUCAUGCUAAACGAAAAAAAUCUUGGUUAUACAAAUCAAAACUCUUCUUAGGGGUUCCUGAUCUUGAUUAGAAGCUGUGUUUACUGGUGCCUCUGUUUCCAGUUUUCAGUUUUAUCUUGUAUUUGAACAUGUUCCUAAAUUUCAGAAAUCUUUGGGUUAAAUAUUUUUUUCAUUUACUUCUUAAGUAAAAACAAAAUAUCAGUCUGGGACAAUCCCUUCAUUGUUAUUUCAACCGCCACACCAUUGCUGCCGAUGCUACCUACAGUUGCUGCCAUCACAUUGUCAUUGCUGCCAUCACAUUGUCAUUGCUACCACCAUCAAUAUUGUUACUGUUACCCCUAAAGCAGCACUACUGCCUUCAUUCUCCUGUUAUCUCCAGCACCAGCAACACCACAACCACCAUGACUAUAAAACAUUUGUUAUAUAUAUUUUUUUCUUUUGAGAAUAUAGCUGAUUAUGGUGUAUGUUUCUGUAUUCAAACAAUUGGAGCAAAAGAGGAACAAAUGGCUUGUUUCUGGUUUUUAUAACCAUGAAAAGUGACAACAAUGCCAAGCACAACCUAACCUAACGAGUUAUAGAAAUAUGAAACGUAGAUAAGCAGCAUACCAAGGUGAAAAUUUUACUUCUAAGAUGUUUAUGUGUAAAUAUUUAACUUAGAUGCCAGGGAUGAUUAAGGUUCCUUUAAACGAGUCUUUGAAGGUCUAAAUGCAUUUUUUAUAACAAAAUGAACCAUAUGGACUAUCAUUUGUGAUUGGGCUUUUGAGUAAUUUGAGAAACCUUGUAAUGGAGGAAGCUGAUGCACUAUCUUUUGAAUGGAUAAUUUGGUUCAGUAGUCUCCUUAUUUUACAGGAAAGUUUCCCUCUUUAUCAAAAAAUUAUUAGCAUAAAUUGCCAUCUUAAAGUUAAUUCCUAAUUUUUAGUGAUCUUUCCCCCCCUUUGUUUGGUCGAAUUUACAAGUGAUUUUGCACAGUAGCUUGUGACUUCUUGCGCUUAAGCAAAGGAUUCAAUCAUAACAGAUGCUUGCAGGGCCCGGGCUAUCUUGAAAGUGCCCUGUGUUGGUUCUGAAGGUUUCUCAAUUCUUUCUUAUCGUCAACUAAAGCAAGUUUUAAACACAGGAUUAUUUGCUUUUUUAACAUCCAUCACAUCAAUCAAUCAAAAUUAUAUCUGUUGGUAAGUUGAAUCUGGGAACUAGUAUAAUUUUAAGGAUAGGCAAGAAUAAUAUGCCCAUGUUUCUUGUUUUUCCUAUAUAGUUCAUUUUUGCAGGUAAAAUGAAAACACUUAUAUCAUUGAACAGAUUGCAGGUUUCCCUAGUGUUCAAGGAUCUCAAGGGUGAUUGUCAGUGUUGAGAAUCUCUUUUAUUGGCCAAGUGGCAAUUUGAUGUCCAUAAUUAUAUCUUCAAUUACUAAUAAUUUCUUUAGCUACACAUCAUUAUUCAUUUCUUUUGAGGGAAAAAGAGGAAUGAUGAGAAACCCCUACCCCCUUCCCCUGCCCCAAAUUAUCAGAAAGAAAAAUAUGUACAGAAAAGUAUCCCAAGAAGCUAGUUAAUGGGAGGCAAGGCAAAAGAGAGAUUUUAAAGAAGCCCCUUCUUCAUGCUUCUUGAGCCUCUUAGAAUUACAUAGGUCUCUCCACUGCACGAAGCAUUCAAGGCCGACCUCAGCACUGCUAUGAUGGAUGAUUUGUGCUCAGAAACACCCUGUUAUUUCUCUCUUGCUGCUCUUUUCAGUAUAUGUUUUUAUUCUGUUAGCCAAAUGAUUUACAUUAUUUCCUUGCUUGAAACUUCACCUUGUCUUCAAUGUUUUACUUAUUGCUAGUAAUAUUAACUUCUUUUAGAUUUAUAUGAAUUAUUGGUUACUGAAUUUUAUUUCUGACUCUUUAUUUUGUGAUUUUCUGAGAUAUUUUUCAGUUAAUCUAAUUCUGUUUUUACUUAAUGAAACAUUUAUUAAUUCUUUCCAUCAAAGAAACAUCUAUGAACGCUGAAUCUUUAAUAACAGCUAAUAUUUACUAUACAAGGCUAUGCAGCGGUGCAGUUAUUUUAUCCAUGACAUCCAAAGUCUGCCAAUCAUCCUGCUGGAGGCAGUGAUUGAGAUGAGAAAAAGCUGACUGGUGCCAGCCUGUGUGUAUAAUGUAGUUUUGAGAUGAACAAAGGCAGAUGGUGUAACCCCUUAUCUGACCUGGCCCAUGGUCAGCUCACCCAACUUUGCAUUUGGAUGGGCUGAGCCAUAUUUGGUUGGGACGAGCCUGGUUGUGAAAACUCUUGGCCAUUUCAAAGUCAACCACAUUGCUUUAUGCGCACAUACAAGUACAGGUACCUUUAACAUGCACUGAGUUGACAUGAUGGUCGAUGGAUAUUGGUUGCAUGGAAAUUUGUUAACAUGUAAAUGUGGUCAAAAUCCAUGUGACAUCAUUUUCUAGUUUAUUUUUUUUCUUAAAAACCAAUGAGGUAAAUCUUAAAUGAGACCUGCUUAGUGGUUUCGGCUCACCUCUGGUACUUGAUGUAUAUGAGGGUAUACUUAUGACAGAAUUGCCUAUAUUUAAUAGCCACUAUUGAAGUUUCUAAUAGUUGUUGAUUUUCAUAAUUAUAUGCAGAACAAAAUCAUCUAAUAAAAACUGAACAGUUAUUUUCA
Phoenix dactylifera (date palm) is the source of this 9271-nucleotide messenger RNA. The record is from RefSeq and is a predicted model, not a curated record. NCBI's taxonomy places the organism in Eukaryota, Viridiplantae, Streptophyta, Magnoliopsida, Arecales, Arecaceae.